This is a messenger RNA of Oncorhynchus mykiss (rainbow trout), 864 nucleotides long. The record is from RefSeq and is a predicted model, not a curated record. NCBI's taxonomy places the organism in Eukaryota, Metazoa, Chordata, Actinopteri, Salmoniformes, Salmonidae.
AUGGACAGGUCCACCAGCUGGUCAAAGGUGAACUCCUCGUAUUGGUCCAGCACCGCUUCUUCUUCCCCCCAUACGGCGUUGGCCCACUCCAGGGCUUUCCCUGAGAGAGAGGAGACGAUGGUGGACACGCUCUCAACGCCGCCCAUUCCUUCCAGUGACAAAGAGCGCCAUCACUCCCCAAGCCCCCCCUUCACCUCUCCUGCCUCUUCCAAGUCUCUUCAUCUCCCCACCUCUCCUGCCUCCUCCUCAAAGUCUCUUCUCCCCACCUCUCCUGCCUCUUCCAAGUCUCUUCAUAUCCCCACCUCUCCUGCCUCCUCCUCAAAGUCUCUUCUCCCCACCUCUCCUGCCUCUUCCAAGUCUCUUCAUCUCCCCACCUCUCCUGCCUCUUCCUCAAAGUCUCUUCUCCACACCUCUCCUGCCUCUUCCAAGUCUCUUCUCCCCACCUCUCCUGCCUCUUCCAAGUCUCUUCAUCUCCCCACCUCUCCUGCCUCUUCCAAGUCUCUUCAUCUCCCCACCUCUCCUGCCUCUUCCAAGUAUCUUCAUCUCCCCACCUCUCCUGCCUCUUCCAAGUCUCUUCAUCUCCCCACCUCUCCUGCCUCUUCCAAGUCUCUUCAAAUCCCCACCUCUCCUGCCUCUUCCAAGUCUCUUCAUAUCCCCACCUCUCCUGCCUCUUCCAAGUCUCUUCAUCUCCCCACCUCUCCUGCUUCUUCCAAGCUGUGCUGUGGAGGGCUGGAUGCUGAAGUGGCCUUUGUGGGUUCAGCUGAGCAGUUCGUCCACUCUGGCACAGCCUCAGAGCGCUGCCUCAGCCUGGGCAUGGGUUGGCUGCUGGCCGGUCGCCCUCUGGAGCCCGUGCCAAUGUCCUGA